Molecule: messenger RNA, 1256 nt
Organism: Malus domestica (apple)
Lineage: Eukaryota; Viridiplantae; Streptophyta; Magnoliopsida; Rosales; Rosaceae
Product: senescence-specific cysteine protease SAG39-like
Cellular component (GO): lysosome
Molecular function (GO): cysteine-type endopeptidase activity
Source: RefSeq, a predicted model, not a curated record
UUUACUUAAUCAAAACUUAGCUGCUUCAUUCCAGUACACUAGCUAGCUGGCUAACAUGGGGUUCAUUAACCUGCAGCCGUGGAAAUAUAUGUGCUUGAGCUUGAUCCUCAUGCUGGGGGCCUGGUCAUCCGGAGCCACUUCUCGCACUCUACAAGAUGCAUCGAUGUAUGGGAGAUACGAGCAAUGGUUGACUCGUUAUGGUCGCGUAUAUAACGACGUUAAUGAGAAGGAGACUCGUUUCAAGAUAUUUAAGGAAAAUGUGGCGUUUAUAGAAUCUUCUAAUAAGGAUGCCAACAAACCUUACAGAUUAAGUGUCAAUCAAUUUGCAGACCUUACAAAUGAAGAGUUCAAAGCCUCAAGAAAUGGAUUCAAGGGACACGAGUGCUCCACGAAGACUUCUUUCAAAUAUGAAAAUUUGACUGCAUCAUUACCAGCAACAAUGGAUUGGAGAAAGAAAGGAGCUGUAACCCCCAUCAAGGACCAAGGCCAAUGCGGAUGCUGUUGGGCUUUUUCAGCAGUGGCCGCCACGGAAGGAAUUACACAGCUUACAACUGGGAAAUUGAUCUCUUUGUCUGAGCAAGAGCUCGUUGAUUGUGACACCGCUGGUGAAGACCAAGGAUGUGAGGGCGGCUUGAUGGAUGAUGCCUUCCAGUUCAUCCAACAAAAUCGCGGGAUUAGCACAGAAGCUAAUUACCCUUACGACGGCGUUGAUGGUACAUGUAACGCCAAGAAGGAAGCCAGCCGUGCAGCCAAGAUAACUGGCUUUGAAGAUGUCCCUGCAAACAGUGAAAAGGCCCUUCUUACCGCAGUAGCUCACCAACCUGUUUCUGUUGCCAUUGAUGCUAGUGGUUCUGACUUCCAGUUCUAUUCUAGUGGUGUCUUUACCGGGACCUGUGGAACGAGCCUUGACCAUGGUGUUACCGCUGUUGGUUAUGGCGUGAGCGAGGAUGGGACUAAGUAUUGGCUAGUGAAGAACUCAUGGGGUACGGAAUGGGGUGAAGCUGGAUACAUAAGAAUGCAGAGAGAUGUUGCUGCGGGAGAAGGACUUUGUGGCAUUGCUAUGGCUGCCUCUUACCCCACAGCUUAGUUAAUUUUACCAUCAACAAUAAAUCAAUAUGCCUACUAUAUUUAUGCGUUGUUGGUACUCUGAGAUCUAAGAAACUCCAAUGUGUAAAAUACUUGUAAGAUCUAUGUGUUUUGGCUGAAAGAACUAGCCAUUCUAUUGAACUUUAUAUCGUAAAAGCGUAGACUUUCCU